Molecule: messenger RNA, 1611 nt
Organism: Dichotomopilus funicola
Lineage: Eukaryota; Fungi; Ascomycota; Sordariomycetes; Sordariales; Chaetomiaceae
Exons: 1
Coding region: 1-1611 (536 amino acids)
Biological process (GO): lipid metabolic process
Molecular function (GO): phosphoric diester hydrolase activity
Source: RefSeq, a predicted model, not a curated record
AUGGGCUUUGUAUUUUCUCGCCCCGCAGCGGCUGCCGCAUUGCCCAUCGCGCUCCCGACGCUCAUCAUCCGCAAUCUCACCAUCACGCCGUUGGAACUAAAAUUGGUUGAGCGCUUGGAACCCCAUGCGCAUCACCACCCACACGGGACAAGGUCUCUUGUCAAGGUUUCGUCUCAGCCGGACGACCGCCAAGAACAGUCCCACGAGCCAGAAGCCCCAUUACCGUCCGCACCGAGCGACAACGAGCAUGUUCCGGCAAAGCAUGAGCUCACUGGAGUGACGAUCGCGCCGUUCUCCGAAUGCCACUCUCCAGUCUACACGCCAGAUCCAGCCCAUCAUGAGCAACUCCGCCUCACUUUUGAAGAUACCAGCACAGGACAUCGGUACCAUGCCGAAAUCCCAGCACUAUCGAAACGGAGUAUAGUCCUCAAACCCGACCCAGAGAACGAAGAGGGAGAAACGAAGGAAUUCACCGCUGUCUACCUUCCUCAACAUGCCUACCUUGCCUUAAUGAGCUCGGCCAACCUCUCCUCAUGGAUGUCCACCCUAGACCCGUCCCUUCCCCUAUCCUCGCUGUCUAUCCCAGGCACCCAUAACUCUCCAACCUGCUACGUCGCCCUACCAUCAGUCCGCUGCCAAGCGGUGUCAGUACUCGACCAACUCAACAACGGCGUGCGCUUCCUCGACGUGCGGGUGUCCUGCCCGCCUUACAACCCCCCAUCACCCACGACAAAGCACACAGACAACGAGACCAAAGCCACCGCCUCCUCCCCAGCCAAGCCGGAACUCUCCCUCGUCCACUCCGCCUUCCCAAUCUCCCUCACAGGCCCCAAAUACCUCUCCACCCUCCUCGCCACCGUACACGACUUCCUCGCCGCCAACCCCAGCGAGACCAUCCUCCUCUCUCUCAAACGCGAGGGCACCGGCCGCGGCACCGACGCCGACCUCUCACGUAUCCUACACGCCCACUACACCACCACCACCACCCACGAUGCCAACACCGACACCAGCACUGGCACCACCACCAAAUGGUACACUUCCCCCAAAAUCCCCACGCUCGCCCAAUGCCGCGGCCGCAUAGUCCUCGUCCGGCGAUUCGUGCUAGCACCCACGGUACCCUCAACCUCAGGCGGCAUCGACGGCUCAGUCUGGCCCGACAACGUCGCCGACGGCACAUGUGGCAGCGGCACGAUCCGCAUCCAGGAUUACUACGGGGUCCGCAGCGGGAGGGAGAUACCCAACAAGGUGCGGUUCGCACAGGAGGGACUGGAGAGGGCCGCGCAGGGGGUACAUGUGCGUGUGGCAAAGGGUAAUUUGCCGGACGGCGGGCCGUCGUCUAAGAUGCUGCCGCUUUAUAUUAAUUUCUUCAGUGCGAGCAAUUUUUUUAAUGCGAGCUGUUGGCCGGAUCGGAUUGCGGUGAGGAUCAACCCGUCGAUGAUUGAGUAUUUGUGUAUGGGGCAUGGAGUGCCGAAGAAGGGUGCUGGCGAGUUGGAUAUUAUAGGGGAUGCGGCCACCGGCAUUGUGGUGACGGAUUGGGUUGGACAUCAUGGCGAUUGGGACCUUGUUCGGUGCAUUGUGGGAUGGAACGCUAGGUUACAGCUGCGGCAGUAG